Drosophila santomea is the source of this 5201-nucleotide messenger RNA. Its product is annotated as glycine, alanine and asparagine-rich protein. The transcript has 7 exons. Bases 1 to 3759 code for a protein of 1252 amino acids. Lineage: Eukaryota; Metazoa; Arthropoda; Insecta; Diptera; Drosophilidae. The record is from RefSeq and is a predicted model, not a curated record.
AUGGAGCACUCGAAUGGCAGUGGCAAGCCCGGUUCAGACCAGUCCGAGUCACCUCACCCACAGUCCUCGGCGAUGACUGCCUCAUCAGAGGGCAGGAGCAGCAAAAGGAAGCUGUAUGCCAUCGAUGAGCGCGAGGAGAGCUCGCCGGUGACUGUGGGCAAGGUGGAGACCGAUCUGGCCUACGAUGCGGAUGUGGACGAGCUGGAGCAGCCGUCGGCCGAGCGCGAGAUCAUCUACGAGCUGUUCCAGCCGUGGGCCCUCAGCACGUAUGGCGAUCAGGCCAAGACCAAGACGAUAACACUGCGCAAGAAGGCGCGAAUUCUUAAGGCACUCGAGGGCAAGGAGCACAGUCGCCCCGACAGCUCCAAGUUCCGCUUUUGGGUCAAGACAAAGGGCUUUACCACCAAUCGACCUGAGGGCUUUGAAGAGGCUCCAGGCAGUCGACGCUGCCUGAAACUUCUUCCUAGCUCGGCCAUCUUGUCGGAUAAUCCCGGUGAUGUGGACCUAUUUGCCGCAUCCACCAGCAAGGGAUUCGGUCGACGAACCUACCGCAAGGUGGCCUGUGUGGAGGAGUUCUUUGACAUCAUCUACAAUGUGCACAUGGAACUGGGAGGUCGCAGUGGCAUGCACGCGGGUCAAAAGCGCACCUACCGCAUUAUCACUGAAACCUACGCGUUCUUGCCCCGUGAGGCGGUCACCCGCUUCCUGACCAUUUGUCCCGAGUGCAAGAAGAACCUACGCCCCUCCUCACCAUCGGGGGGCGGAAAGGACUCCGACCUGGCCGGCAACGAGAGCUCCUCCGAAGUGGAGAACUACCUCAAUUAUUCAUCGCACACGGAGAGCUCGCUGGAGGCGGGGCCAACGGCCAAGCGCCGUCGGCACUCGAGCGCCGAAAUCAAGGCCUCCAUGGCCAGUGGCUUGGCUGUGGGUGCGGGUGCGGGAAUUGCCAGCAGCACGAGUGCCACUCAGCUGGAUGUCCUGUGGACUGGACUGCCCCAGAGCCGAAGCCCCAAGCCACCGCAGGCGGCAGAGGCGGCUGUUGAAACCACACCUGUUAGCGUGCCCAAAAUCCGGAUCAAGUCUCAGUUGCAACGUCCGCCGAGUCCGCCAGAUCAUUCCCCUGCUGACCCGAAAAGCUGUCCCCAACCCCAGUCCCAAACUCAGUCCCAAAUCCAGUCCCAGUGCCAAUCCCAAUCCCAAUCGCAAUCGCAGUCACAGUCGCAAUCCCAAUCCCAGCCAAGUGGCCAAUGCUUUGAUGCACAGCUGCUGAAGUCGCGGGAUAAUCUGCUGCGAUACUAUCACUUCAUGAGGCGCUUCUAUGCCGGCGAACCGGUUUUAGCACCGCCCAUCUACGGCAGCAGCCUGCUGCAGAGCCUCAGCUAUCCAACCACCAUCUCAACCGCCACGGCCACACCAACCCCUACGACCCCUACCCCUACCACCACUACCGCAGCCCCUGGCAAGAUGCUGGCCCCUCCCAAGGCCGCAACUCCGCCACCCAAUCCUCCGAUGAUCAAGACCUCUCCGGAUAGCUUGUUGCGCGCUCGCACUCCUCCCGUGGCUUCAACAGCCACCUCCGCCGCACGCAAGGAUACCGCUCACACUCCGAUCAAUCUAACGAAAUCUAUAUUUUCCAGCCUGAAAACCGGACAUGCACCAUCCACAUCGACCCCUGUUCCACUCAAGCUGGAACUGCCCAGUCCACCGAAGCCAUUGCCGGAACUACGCAUUCCCCAGCUGCGCGGCAUGCCGCCUGUGGAGCUAUCCUUGCCGCUGCCGCCCUUGGAUUUGGAGCGACUGAAGCCCAUCACCUCCACGUACUUGCAGUUGACACGCAGCAUGGGACUCAGCGAUGAGGAUGCCUUGCGGUUCGACAAUCUGGAAACCAUUCCGGCAACACCGGUUGUGAGCACCGACACAGCCAGCGUGGUUGGUGUGGGCGUAGGCGGCCUCGGUGGAGGAGGGGCGGCAGCUGGCGCAGGAGGCGGAGCAGGUGGCACUGGCGGACUGCUGGGCGAUGUGGUCAGUGGACUGGGCGGCGGCCUCGUCAACGAAUCCGAAGCCUAUGCCGGCCUGAUGAAGGAUGCGGACAAGCUGAAGCUGAUGCUACUGGCCUGGAACUACCAGAACUCGACGGCGGUGCGAAAUGGAACCGAGGGCCCCGAUCUGAGUGUGGUGGGUGGUCUGUGGGCGCAGUACCAGAACGCUCUGGCCCAAAACGCGGCAGCUGCGGCGGCGGCCAGUGGCAAGAUGGACAGUUCGCUGUCGCCGGUGCCGCGCCAGGAUGCCCACUCGCCCAUGGAGACGCAGGACGAGACUAACUCCUCCGGCCAGAAGGAGGAGGACGAGGUCUCCGAGGAUGACUCCGAUGACAAGCUGGACGAGAAACUGGCCACCACACACGAUCCCGAGCGGCUCAAAGCCUUCAAUAUGUUUGUGCGGCUGUUUGUUGAUGAGAAUCUCGAUCGCAUCAUUCCCAUCUCGAAGCAGCCCAAGGAGAAGAUUCAGGCCAUCAUCGACUCUUGUGCCCGACAGUUCCCGGAGUUCAGCGACCGAUCCCGCAAACGCAUCCGCACCUAUCUGAAGUCGUGUCGGCGCAACAAGAAGACUCGCGACGGAUGGGAGAAUACGACCCGACCCACUCCCGCUCAUCUGACAUCCGUGCAGGCGGAGCAAAUCCUGGCCAUCGCCUGCGAGAACGAAUCCAUGAACGCCAAACGAAUGCGCAUCGGCCUGGAGCCCAUCACGCACGCGGUUCCCGCUCCUGGAAGUGCGGUUGCUGCAGCAGCAGCAGCGGCUGCGGCCGCAGCUGUAGUGGCUGCCACAAGUUCCACGGCCGGCGGGACCAGCACCACGGCCGCCGGCAAUGCCACUGCUACCUGCGGCAUGGGCGGCGUGGGGGAUGCCACCGGACUGACCAGCGCGGCAGCCGCAGCUCUUCCGUUCGUCAGCGCCGUCGGCUUCGCCCGCUCCACGCCGAACUCGGAGCACGCGGAUGUGCUGCCCUUUGGUGGGGCGGGCACCGCGGGUGGCAGUGGAGGCGGUGGCGCCGCCGGUGGAGGCGGGGGCGGUAUGAGCUCGGCGCGCAGCUCUCCCCUGGCCCUCAGCUCGAAUGCCAGCGUUAGUGGCGGUGCCAGUGUCACCGGAUUGACCCUCGCCAAUGGAGCAGGCGCCUCCAACGGAGCUGGUCUCCCUGCCAGCAGUCCGUACACCACGGACUUCAGUUCCCCCUCGACGGCCUCACCUUUUGUCGCGGCAGCUGCAGCCGUGGCCGCCGGCAGAGCCCCCAGCUAUCCCGGAUAUUUCCCCGCAGUGGCUGGCCUGGGAAAUGUUACGCCCACCGAUCUCUCGAUGAAACCGACCAGCGGCCUUGGCGGCAACAUGGUCAGCAACAACAACAGCAACAGCUCCGUGACCGGCAACAUCAACUCGCAGCUGAGCGCCGCCAAUCUGGCCAGCCUGAGCAAUGCGAGCAACAACAACGCACUGGUGACCGCCACCCAGCAGUUGCAGCAGCUGCAGCAGCAACAGCAGCAGCAACAGCAGCAGCAGCAACAACAGCAGCAACAACAACUGCUGGUGGCCGGCGGCGGCGGCAUGGACGGCCAGUCCGUUCGAGCGCCGCCCAUCCUGCCGCACAAACUGAGCGCCAACGAGGUGACGGCCGCCCGGCAGGUGAUAUCCGCUUACCGCGAAAGCGCCGCCUUCCUGCUCCGCACCGCCGACCAGGUGGAGCAGCUGCUCGUCCAGCAGCAGUAGGCGUGGCCGAAGGGGCGAGGGGAGUUGUUCCUAUUUUAAAUUAAAUUUAAAAUGAAUUACACACACUGCAAACGAAAGAAUCACACACAAAAGCCAAACUAAGCGAAAAUAGUCAAACCAUAUAGCGCAAAACACAGAGACGACUAACACUUUCUCACAGGAUGCAAGGCAGAUCCAUAUGUAGUUAAAGAAGUUCGUUCAAACAAAACAUUUUAAGUGUUUUUUCCUCCAACUACGUACAGCAUAUUUAAAAUAGAACUUAACGAUAAACAAAAACCAAAAGAAAUAUUGCAAAUAUCACAACAGUAAAAUAGUAGAGCUGCUUGGUACUGAGCUCAAUUCGAUAUUUUCCCAGCAUUCAACUUCGGUUUCCAUAGACAUUAAAGCAUAUCCACUCUAGGAAUGGUUUCAGUAGAUUCUCUUAAACUUCCAUUCGACUUUUCUAUUUGAACUAAUUCCUUAAAUGCGACUAAGAUUAGAUGCAUUUCAGAUACCAACGCGGCUCUAAUAAAAUAAAGCCAAGCAGCAGUUCAACGUACUACAGUGUCUACUAAAAGUAAACCUACAAUAGCCAUACACAAACACUCGCAUUCAUUUUGUUCAACUUUUAUUAUCGCAUUUUUUUGGACUUUCAUCCUUUGGAUAGCCGCAGAUUCUGGGCCGGUUUUUAAGAUGCGCGAUUUGUUGAAAAAUUUAAAUAUGAUAAAUAAGUUAAAGUAUUGUUGUAAAUUUUAAGAAAAUGGAAAAAGAAGAAAAACAAAACAAAACAAAAAAAAUCGUAAAACUAUGAGAAAACACAGGGUGAUACUUUGAGAAAUUAUUACAAUGCAUAAGCUAAAAAUUAAUUAAUGAAAAUGUAAAAAAAAUUUAUGGAAAUGAGGUAAGGCAUAGAUGUUGGUAAAUGUGUAUUUAAAGUUUAGAAAUUACAUUUGUAUACUGUUCCAGGAUUAAUUGUUCUCGAUUACCAUCAUCUGAGUUUUUAUCUUAUUUCAUUUUUAUUAGGUGUAUAUAAUUUUAAAGUUUUUAUUCUGAGACAUUUAAGUUUAACUGUUGCUUUUUACUCACCUUCGAUUAUUGAAUAGAUACGGAAUAAAAUAUUUAAAUACAAAAUAGCAUUUCAUGUUUUUUGCAAAUAUAAAUGUGCAUGUUAAAAUAAGAAACACUUACACAAACUCAUAGAAACACAUAGAACAUUGGUAUGUAUGAGUGUGCAGAACGACAUGGAGAUCCGCUAUGCAAGGCAAAUUAUAGAAUUUAAUUAUAAAAAUUAAUUGCUAAAAUUAUUUAACCACAAAUAAUUAUGACUAAACCAACAUAAAUACUCCAAACGAAAUUGAUGACUUGCAGGAGAAAUAUUUAUACGGAAUACUUAAAUAUAAUGUAAUGUGUGGCAUUUGCAUUGAAGAGUAAACUAAUUAAACUAACACGAGGGCAACACAAAU